AUGGAAACGUUAGUUAGUGAAAAUAAUAUUAAUACAAAAAGCGAAGAUGGUAAUGAAAAUAGUGAAAAGUUAGCUGAAGAUUCAAAUAAUGUUAAAGGUGAAGAAAAUGAACUAAUAUAUGAAAAAAAAGAGGAAAUAUAUACAAAUUAUGUUGAGCAAGAUAAAUUAGAUGUACCAUCAUUAGUAGAAAUAUGUAAACAACAAUUAAUAGUUAUCUUAAAGGAUAUGUGUACUGAUUCAAAUAAUUCAGAUGAAAAAAUAUCAUUUUUAUAUCAUUUGAAUAGGUUGAGAAAUGCACUAACAGUUGUCGAUUUACAUAACUAUAUAGCCGUAUUUGGGCCAUGUUUAAGUUACAAUAAAUUGCCAUCUACUUGGAAUAUUUCAGUGUGUGAUUAUUUAAAACAACAAUUAAAUAUUUUACGAGCAGCAGAUUCACAGCAAAAUUCAAAUAAUUAUAUGAACUACUAUGAUUUACAUAAUGAAUAUGAAGAAGCUAUAAUAAAUAAGAAACAAAAUUUUGCUAAUAAUUCUAAUUUUGAUAAUAAUAAUGCAAAUAGUAGUUUUAAUUUAGCAAGUAUGGUAAGCUCAUCAAAAGAUAAUACAAAUUUAAGUAUUAAUGGUAAAAUUAUAAAUCAAAAUAAUUUUUUAAAUAAUGGAGGCAAUAUGAAUAAUUAUGGUGAUCAAAAUGAAAAUAUGGUAGACGAUUAUUAUGAUUGUCUGAUGCGAACAAAAUUACCAAAUGAAUCUCUUAAUAAUUUAAAAUAUAUGAUGAAUGAAAAACAAGCUAAUUCUAACAAUGCAGAUGUUGAUAAUGUUUUAUCCUAUUUAAAAAAAUAUGAACUAAAAUCAAAUAAAAAUAAUACAAAUAAAAAUGAUGACCCUUCAAAAUAUAAUAAUAAAGAAUCGGAUUACGAUUAUCAAGAAGAAUAUUUAAAAGAUAAAAUGUUAUAUGAUUCAGAUAUGGAUGAAAAUAAUAUGAUGGAUCCCAACUUUUUAGAUGGUGCAUAUAAUAAUGGUAUGAAUGGAAGAGGCCCUCAAGAUUAUGAUAAUAGUGGCAAUAGCAUGAUCGGAAUGAAUAGUAAUGGUACCAAUAUAAAUAAUAAAAAUUAUAAUAUAAAACUUGAAAAAAUAAAAAAAAAUGAUACAAUGAAUAGUUGGAAUAAACCUAAUACUGAAGGUCACCCUGAAUAUUUGCCAAGAAUUCCAGGUGUUCGAUUUAAUCCUAAAAAACAACAAUGGCUAGCUGCUUGGAAUGACAAUACAAGAGAAAUAAGAAAAUAUUUUUCAGUUAAACAAUAUGGUUUUGAACAAGCCAGAAUAUUAGCUGUUAAAGCUCGACAAGAAGCAGAAAAGGCAGGUGCAAGAUGCAAGCCAAUGUUUCAUGUACAUGGUAGAAAAGCAAUGGAUGGUAUAUCUAAUGAAUUAAUAAAAGUUAGUCUUAUAAAUACUCAGAUGAGUAGUAAUGAAAUGGAUCAAAAUUAUAAUAACGGUAUCCCUAAUGGAAGUAAUAAUGCAAUGAUGGGAAAUAAUUGUAAUAUGGUUAUGGGCAAUGGUAAUAAUCUCGGAGGAUUCUCCAAUGGUAUGAAUAAUUUGAACGCAAUAAAUGACAUGCAUAACAUGGGUGGAAUGAAUGCAUUAAAUGGGAUGAACCAAUUAAAUGGUAUGAAUAUGGGAAAUAUGAAUGGUGAAAAUAAUAAUGCAAUGUUGGGAAUGGGAUUAGUUACUUCACCCAAUGGCAUAUUAACUAAAAAAGAUUUAUUAAAAAGUGAAACAAAUAAAGGAAUAAAAAGGGGUCGAGGCAGACCACCGAAAAGGAAACUGAGUGAAGAUUCACAUCUAUCAUUAGAUGAAAUAGAACAAAAUAUACGAAGAGGAUAUAUUGCUAGUAAUAAUGGAGGAAUGAAUGAUAAUGCAGAAUUGUUAGAAUGUAUGGAUUCAUAUGAAAAAGAUUGUACUAGACCUAUGAAAGGGGUUUCAUAUAAUGACAGAAAAGGUUCAUGGCUAGCUUAUUGGUCAAUUGGUAAAAAUUUUCAAAUGCGACGAUUUCCAAUUAAAAAGUUAGGUUUUGAAAAAGCUAAAGAAUUAGCUAUCCAAUGUCGAUUGGAAGCUGAACAAGCUGGUGCAACAACAACUGAAAAUAGAAAUAAAAGAGGAAGAAAUUUAUUAAAUAGUAAUAUAGAUGGAAUGAUAGAUAAUGGUUCAAUGUUAGAUCAGGAUGAUAACAUGAACGAUCAUACGAAUGGGGUCAAUAAAGGGAUGAAUAGAAAUAUGUUAUUACCACAUAUGCAUAAUUUUAAUAAUGGGCACAGUAUAGGAAAUAAUAUAGCAAAUUCAGGAGCAAACCCAUAUCAACAUCAUGGAAUGCUUGGAGUUAUAGGAGGUGUACAUAAUAAAAUUCCACAUAGUGAUGGGCAAGAUAGUGAAAAUGAUUUUUCUCCUACAAAAAGAACUAGAGCUCCAAGAGGUCGACGUAUGGAAAGUUUAACUGCAAGAGCUAAUGCAUUAACACCUGUUGAAGGAGUUAGAUUUGAUCCAUAUUCAUAUUCAUGGUUUGCUAAAUAUUUAGAAAAUGAAAAUUCCAAAGAACCCAAAAUUUCAAAAUAUUUAUUAAAAAAAUGGGGAUUCAACAAGGCACAUAGUUUAGCUGUACAUACUGUUAAAUGUGCAUAUAAAGCUGUUCCAUUUACAGAUGAAGAAUUAUUAAACAUAUUUAAUAUUGACACAAAAAACAUGAUGAAUAAUGGUACCAAUCCAAAUGGUAUGAUCAAUAUAAAUUUUAAGGAUAAUUUUGCUAAUGGUGGGGUUGAUAAUAAUGCACCAAAUUUUACUUCAAAUAAUUUUGGAAAUAAUAAUAUGAUGAAUAACAUAGGAAUGAUAAACGGAGGAGUUGGUAAUAAUUCAAAUAUGGAUAUGAAUAUGCAUGGAGGUAGUUCUGGAAAUAUAUCUAAUAUCGGGAAUAUACCAAAUCAAAUUAAUAAUAAUUAUCCGGGAAAUAUCGGUGCAUUUAAAAAUUAUACCAGCCCAGGGGUUGGAAAUAAUGGUAUGGUUGUAGUACCACCAGGUAUGAAUAACCUUGCUGAUUUAAAUGCAAUAAAUGGAUUAGACCCGAAUGGAGCUAAUGAUAAUAAAAUAAUGGAUCCAUCAAAUAUAAAUGGAAAAAAUAAUAAUUUAGAAAAUGAUAAUACAGGAAUGGAUGGGAGGAAUAUCGGAAACCCAAUAAAUAAUAAUAUAAAUCAAGUUAACAAAAUUAAUCAUAUGAAUGGUUAUAAUUUUAAUAAUUUACAUACAGGAGGAGUAGGAAAUAUUAUUGGAAAUAAUAAUGUUAGUGGACAUGGUGACAAUAUAAAUAAUUAUGUACCAAAUAUAGAUGGGUCUAAUACAUCAGGAGAUAAAAUGAAUUCAUUAAAUAACUAUUUGAUUGAUGAUAAUAAAAAUAAUAUGGAACAUGGAGGAAUAAAUCAUGGUGCAAAUAAUAAUAAUUCUGUAUAUGGUCAGAUGGAUAAUGAAAUGGCUAGCCAUAAUAUGAUAGAUCAAACAUAUGGAAUCCAAAACAAUAAUAAUAAUCAUGGAAAUAUGAAUCCAGAUAUGAUAAACAAUUUAAUGGAUCAUAUAAAUAACAAUGACAAUAAUACGGAUAUGGGUAAUAAUACUCAAGAUGAAAAUAAUAACAGUAAUAAUUCGUAUGAGCAAAAUGGAGGCAGCAAUUUUAAUGGGUAUACAAAUGAAGAUGGAAUGGAAAUGUAA
Molecule: messenger RNA, 3744 nt
Organism: Plasmodium vinckei vinckei
Lineage: Eukaryota; Apicomplexa; Aconoidasida; Haemosporida; Plasmodiidae
Product: transcription factor with AP2 domain(s), putative
Exons: 1
Coding region: 1-3744 (1247 amino acids)
Biological process (GO): regulation of DNA-templated transcription
Molecular function (GO): DNA-binding transcription factor activity
Source: RefSeq, a predicted model, not a curated record